GUUAGCAUGAUCGAGAAGGAAGUCGAGGUCGCCGUGUUAUUGGAAACCCUCCAUACGGGGCUGUAAAUCCUCGAUCACCAGGCAAUUUGCGAGACGUCUAAUAGCGUCGGCAUGUUGCGCGAAGCCUAUCCAACUUGACCUUUUACGUAUACCUCGACCGUCAUUCAAAAAUGCAAGUACACUUUGCUGAAAAGAAACCUCCUCCCACAUCGCACCCACCCAGAGCUUCAAGCACACCAUGUCUUCAGCAGCACCCCCGUUGAACAGAGGACAUUGCAUCUAUGUCACCGACCUCAUCCAUUAUUGUCGGUGUCUGAGCUUUGCUCCUCACGCGUCGCCUCUGCAGGAUCGGUUUAGCUGCGCGACGUGCGGACACGGCAUCCAUGCCCACGUUGACUACAUCUCAGCGUUCGUCCAUCGUUCCCUCGUCAGCCACUGUGCUGCAUAUGCUCAAAGGACACUAGGUACCCAGGAAUGUACAUGCAUGCUCCAACUCGUCGGGCAUACAGCCGUCUUGAAUCCACAUCGCUCUACCGUCUUAUACAGCCCCCCAGCGCCGUUCGUGGCUAGUUCACAGCGAGGUAGCCUACCAUCCCAUAUGAACAUUCCCAGACCAUCCGGUGGUACGGUCAACAGUCAAUUCGCUCCCGUAGAACUCAUCUCUAGUCGCGGACUAACCGUCCCUGAUCCAUACCAUCCCACAGAUUGGUCGUACAGAGUGACUUUCUUCACGAGCAGUGAGGCUGUUUCCUCGGACAACACGUUGUCCAGUUCCUCAGGGCGCACGGCGGGCCCUUUAUACGCACCCAGGCUCACGUACCCCAGUUCCACCAUUGAUCUCUCGCGUGCAUACACACCUCAGACUCAAACUCACAGCUUCGGCACUAGCUCCUCCGGGUCGCUGGAUGGUAGUGCACAGCACCAGGGACAUAUGGUCAGCAACUCUGAUUAUGGGAUUCGUCAGACAGGUGCAGCGGACGAAGGUUCGACUGUUUACCAAGAUUAUCAGAUGGAUGAUGUAGUUGUGCAGUCUGAUGAUGAGAAGCCCACAAGUUCUGACUAGUCCUGCUAUCCGUGUCUCGUAUGAAUGCAUCUUAAUAGUAUUUCACGGUGUAAUAAUGCAUAUCCCUUG
Molecule: messenger RNA, 1132 nt
Organism: Desarmillaria tabescens
Lineage: Eukaryota; Fungi; Basidiomycota; Agaricomycetes; Agaricales; Physalacriaceae
Exons: 4
Coding region: 239-1063 (274 amino acids)
Source: RefSeq, a predicted model, not a curated record